This is a messenger RNA of Peromyscus eremicus (cactus mouse), 512 nucleotides long. Its product is annotated as small ubiquitin-related modifier 2-like. The record is from RefSeq and is a predicted model, not a curated record. Gene Ontology annotation, molecular function: protein tag activity; ubiquitin-like protein ligase binding. Gene Ontology annotation, cellular component: nucleus. The transcript has a single exon. Gene Ontology annotation, biological process: protein sumoylation. Bases 44 to 331 code for a protein of 95 amino acids. Lineage: Eukaryota; Metazoa; Chordata; Mammalia; Rodentia; Cricetidae.
CCUCUUUUGUGAAGGGGCAGCUAAGAAGACUCCUGCGCUCGCCAUGGCCGACGAGAAACCCAAGGAAGGAGUCAAGACUGAGAACAACGAUCAUAUUAAUUUGAAGGUGGUGGGGCAGGAUGAUUCUGUGGUGCAGUUUAAGAUUAAGAGGCAUACACCACUUAGUAAACUAAUGAAAGCCUAUUGUGAACGACAGGGUUUGUCAAUGAGGCAGAUCAGAUUCCGGUUUGAUGGGCAACCAAUCAAUGAAACAGAAACACCUGCACAGUUGGAAAUGGAGGAUGAAGAUACGAUUGAUGUGUUCCAGCAGCAGACAGGAGGUGUCUACUAAAAAGGGAACCUGCUACUUUACUCCAGAAUUUUGUUAUAGACCAAGAAUAUACUCACAAUUAGAAAGCCGCAAUUUGGUUCCACCACAUCCUGACUACUACAGUAUAGUUUUCCCUAUUCUUUCAUUUCCCUGUCCCCAUUUCUUUAUUGUACAUAAAGUAACUGGUGUAUGUGCACAAGCA